CCCCCCCCCCCUGCCCGCCACUGUUGUUUAUCCAAAUCGCUUUGCGUUGAUCGUACUGUUGUCCUUGCCAAGACAAAUAUUUCCUGAUUGUUAUUUACUCUUGUUUUCGUCUGGAUUUUCCUCGUAGCAAUUUGUUUCCAUUCUCUAAUCCGCUAGACAGGAGAUAGUGUCACAAUAUCAUGGGUGGAGGCGACUUGAAUUUAAAAAAGUCAUGGCAUCCUCACACCAUGAAAAAUCAGGAGCGAGUGUGGAAAGCAGAACAGAAGGACAGCGAAGAGAAAAGAAGGAUUGCAGAAUUGCAAAGAGAGAUUAAUGCGGAGCGUGAUAAAGAAGAGAUGCAAAAGUUUGCUGAAGAUGCUGGAGUUUUAAAGAAAAAAGAUGAUGUGAAACUAGAGUGGAUGUAUAAAGGACCUAGUAAGUCUAUCAAUCAUGAGGAUUACUUACUGGGUAAAGCUAUUGAUAAGAAUUUUGAGAGGUACAACAAUGAGCAAAGAGGCGGACCAUCACAAGAUGAAGAAAGUUUACCGGAUGCAGUACGACAGGCUAAGAGCAGUAUGUUCAGUGAGCAAGUUGAUAUUCAACGAAAAAUGCAUGAAGACCCUCUAAUGGCAAUUAGACAGAGAGCUGUUGAAAAGGCAAAAGAACUGUACAACAACCCAGUCAGACUAAAGCAAAUUCGAAAGAUGGUUUCAAAAUCCGAAGAGAAGAGUCACAAAAAGGAUAAGAAAAAGAAGAAGAAAAAGAGCAAGAAGUCAAGUAAGAAAGAUGAGGAGGAGAAAGAGCUUGAUGCUCUUUUGACAGCAAAGUUAAAAAAUGCUUUAAAGGACAGUGAAUUAUUUCGCAAGCUGAAAAAAAAGUCUCGUCGAAGUAAUAGUGAAAGUAGUAGCAGUAGCAGUAGUGACAGUGAUGGAAGUGAAGAAGAGCAAUCAAACUCAAAGAAUAGGAAGUUGCAUAGCAGUCCCUCUAGAAAAGAAAUCGAUCACUAUAAAAGAUCUACUUCUCCUCAAGAUAAAAAGCAAAGGCGUGGCAAAUUUAACUAUGAUGACAGGGAGGAAAGGAAACACCCUAAAAGCCCUAGGUCAUUUGACAGGAGAGACUCUCGUGAACAUCCUAGGAAGAGAAGCAGAUCAAGGAGCAGAGAUAUGGACAGACCAUCUAGAAAAAAAGAUAAUUCAUCCGGUUAUAUUGACAAAACUUCUGAUGGAAGGAAGAGGUAUGCAAGUCAAGAAGCAAGUGGCUCAAGAAAAAAAGAAGCUUUUCCAGGAAGAAAAGAGAGUUACAGAGAUAGAUCGUCUAGUGCAAGUGAUAAUGAUGGGAAAAAAAGACAUAGUCAAGAUUUCAGAUCAAAGAAAAAGGACAUUUCUCCUGAGAAAAAGAAAGGUUUUAGAGAUAGAUCAUCCAGUGCAAGUGAUAAUGAUAGGGAAAAGAUUACCACGCAGAAAGUCAGCAAGAGAUAUCAUUCUGAUAGUGAUGGUGCUGAUGAUUCGGAUGACAACAAGUCUCGAAGAAAAAUGACUUUCGGGCUUAUGAUGGCUGAUGGAUCAAAACCAGUUGUGAGGCAAAAUCCUGUUCAACAAGAGGUAAAAGCAGCACAAUCUCAACAGCAGAAACCUAUUCCAUGGCAGAAAAAGGAAAGAGUGAAGCUUACUGAGGAGGAAAAGGAAAGAAGGCGAAAUGAAAUGCUCAACAAUGCUGCUUGGCGGGAUAAAGAGCGUGAAGAAAAUGUGAAACGUUAUAGGAAAGAAGAGGCUCAAGAAAAGAAACAAUUGCAUGAAAACUUUGAUGAUGACUUUGCAAGAAAGCAGUUUUCAAGAGCUACUGAUCAGGCCUCCAUUGAAGGAAGAAUCAAGUCUAAACUGAACACUAUACAACGUUCAAAAAUGGCAAUGGAUCAGAACUUUGCUAGACGUUAAAUUAUUCUAAUUUUCCAUUAUUAUUACUUUUAAUUGACAAGUACCAAAAUUGGAGUGUUUACUGUACCUGAAGAUGUAGGUAAGCAAAUUAUAAUUUUUAUUAAAUGUU
Molecule: messenger RNA, 2022 nt
Organism: Frankliniella occidentalis (western flower thrips)
Lineage: Eukaryota; Metazoa; Arthropoda; Insecta; Thysanoptera; Thripidae
Product: pre-mRNA-splicing factor CWC25 homolog
Exons: 7
Coding region: 180-1913 (577 amino acids)
Biological process (GO): mRNA splicing, via spliceosome
Cellular component (GO): U2-type spliceosomal complex
Source: RefSeq, a predicted model, not a curated record